AUGGUGUCCGGCGGCAGGAGCAGGGAGGAGCGGUGGAGCCUCGCCGGCGCGACGGCGCUCGUAACCGGCGGCAGCAAGGGCAUCGGGCACGCGAUCGUGGAGGAGCUGGCGGGGUUCGGCGCGCGUGUGCACACGUGCUCACGCAACGCGGCGGAGCUGCAGGAGUGCCGCCGGCGGUGGGAGGAGAUGGGGCUGCAGGUCACCAUCUCCGUCUGCGACGUGUCCGUCCGCGCCGACCGCGAGGAGCUCAUGGCCACCAUCGGGGCCACGUUCGGCGGCAAGCUUGACGUGCUCGUCAACAACGCGGGGCAGACGCUGUUCAAGCCGGCGGCGGAGUCCACCGGCGAGGACUACGCGCGGAUCAUGGCGACCAACCUGGAGUCGUGCUUCCACCUCAGCCAGCUCGCGCACCCGCUGCUCCUCGGUGCCUCCGUUGCCGGCGGGGGAAGCGUCGUGCACGUCUCCUCAAUCGCUGGCUUCAUCGGGCUCCCGGCGCUGGCAGUCUACUCCAUGAGCAAGGGCGCCUUGAACCAGCUCACGCGGAGCCUCGCCACCGAGUGGGCCGGCGACGGCAUCCGCGUCAACUGCGUCGCGCCGGGCGGCGUCAAGACUGAAAUCAGCACCGAUAUGACAAUAGACCCUGAGCUAGUGAAGAAUGAAAUGGCACGGCUGCCGAUGGGGAGGAUCGCCGAGCCGGAGGAGGUGGCGUCCAUGGUUGCCUUCCUCUGCAUGCCGACGGCGUCCUACAUGACCGGCCAGGUGUUUGUGAAAAUGUUUAAGAACAAUGGUGAUGUGAGGGGAAGGGAAGAAGAGAGAUGUGGUAUGGUGGUAACCCCAGUGGCGGAGGCACAGGGUAUGCCAGUUACGAAGAGAACCUCCGACCUCGUGUCCUGUUUGGCCUACGCUCUGCCCUACGGGCUACGGCGGCACCGGCCACCGGCGGCAUCUAGGCGAAUUUGUGAUCACAAUUGUUUUGUUAUGAAGAGAAACGGGGACAUUGCAUCUCUUUUUCAUAAGCAUGCAGCAAAGAAGAAGGCUACGACAGCUGCUGCUACUUCUAAUCCUGAUCCAAUUGAACCUAUGGUGGAAGAGCAGAUUCAUGAGAGAGUAGUAGUAGCUAGCUUUCAUGGCAGGGCUAGCGGGAGCAGGCACGAGAGGUGGAGCCUCGCCGGCGCGACAGCGCUGGUCACCGGCGGCAGCAAGGGGAUCGGCCACGCGAUCGUCGAAGAGCUGGCCGGGCUCGGCGCGCGGGUGCACACGUGCGCGCGAAACGCGGCAGAGCUUGAGGAGUCUCGCCGCCAGUGGGCGGAGAAGGGACUCGUCGUCACCGUCUCCGUCUGCGACGUCUCCGUGCCGGCCGACCGGGAGAAGCUCAUGGACACGGUCAAGGUGACCUUCGCCGUCACGCUUGACAUCCUGGUGAACAACGCCGGCCAGGCGUUCUUGAAGCCGGCGGCGGAGUGCACAGCCGAGGACUACUCGCAUGUGAUGGCGACCAACUUGGAGUCAAGCUUCCAUCUCUGCCAGCUCGCACACCCUCUCCUCGUCAGAACUUCCAUCGCCGGAGGAGGAAGCGUCGUCCAUGUCUCCUCCAUCGCAAGCUACCUGGGUUACCCAGGGCUCGUGCUCUACUGCAUCUCCAAAGCAGCAAUGAACCAGCUUACAAGGAGCCUGGCUGCCGAGUGGUCCCAGGACAAGAUUCGUGUGAACUGUGUUGCCCCAGGAGCUGUCACGACUGAUAUACUCAAACAGAUUGCAUCAUUUCAGUCCUUAAACUAUCCCGGUCCAUCUAUCGACUUGAUCCUCCAAUCCUAUGGCAGAAUAAAGCAAGCCAAACAAAUAAGAAAAUUCUGA
Miscanthus lutarioriparius is the source of this 1854-nucleotide messenger RNA. Lineage: Eukaryota; Viridiplantae; Streptophyta; Magnoliopsida; Poales; Poaceae. The record is from the annotation of a GenBank genome assembly.